CCUAGUAUAUAAAUCUCAUUUCGAGACGUAUGUUUUUUUCUUUCUCAAAGCAAUGUCCUCACAAAAGCGUUCGCAUUACAAGGCAGACUCCAAGAUGGAACUUGAUACCAAUAGAAAAGCAUGGAUUUUACAACCGAGUGGUCUUAACUUCGUUUGGGGAGGUGACUCAAGAUAUUGGGUUAUCCCUAACGAACCAGGGGUGCCUGCUGAGCUGAAGAUGGUGAGUUGGUUAGAAGUAACCGGUUCAUUCGAGAGGACUGAACCCGGGAAAACAUACAAAAUCGGUUUCAAAAUCUCGUUUAAACCGGAUGCUACCGGUUGGGACAGAGCCCCACUCGUCAUGUCUGCUAAAAUCGGAUGGAAAGGCAAGACGGUGUGGAAAAAAAUCAAAUCUGUUAACCAGAACAAACGCGGGUCCGAACCGGUCAAUAUACCUGACGAAACUGAUGGCCGGUUCGAAAUCUCGGUUAGUCCUACAGCGGAUAACCAAGACACCAAGCUUCAGUUUGGUCUCUAUGAGGUGUGGACAGGAAGAUGGAAGACCGGUUUGUUGAUCCAUGAAGCCUUUGUUCAAGAAGUGUAAGAGGACAUGAUCAUACAAAUCCUAUUGUAACUCAAAUUCCACCGAUUAUCAUAUAACAAUAAUGUAACUCAAAGAGGUAAAGCCAUAAAACAAUAACAUGAUAUACCUUUCUUGAACAAAACAGUUCAAAAGACAAAAAAGACUUAAAGUUCUGUAUGAUAAUCUUGAGGCUUAAACCAUAAGGAGAAAUCGAUUCCUUUCGUCUUCAAAUUCUCAGUAGCUGGUGCGAUU
Messenger RNA from Raphanus sativus (radish), 814 nucleotides. Its product is annotated as protein PHLOEM PROTEIN 2-LIKE A9. NCBI's taxonomy places the organism in Eukaryota, Viridiplantae, Streptophyta, Magnoliopsida, Brassicales, Brassicaceae. The record is from RefSeq and is a predicted model, not a curated record. The coding region runs from base 53 to 583 and encodes 176 amino acids. The transcript has 3 exons.